Fukomys damarensis (Damara mole-rat) is the source of this 2574-nucleotide messenger RNA. It is a transcript of the gene Ccnd2, whose product is annotated as cyclin D2. Bases 336 to 1202 code for a protein of 288 amino acids. Lineage: Eukaryota; Metazoa; Chordata; Mammalia; Rodentia; Bathyergidae. The transcript is spliced from 5 exons. Gene Ontology annotation, cellular component: nucleus; cytoplasm; cyclin-dependent protein kinase holoenzyme complex. Gene Ontology annotation, biological process: positive regulation of G1/S transition of mitotic cell cycle; regulation of cyclin-dependent protein serine/threonine kinase activity; mitotic cell cycle phase transition. Gene Ontology annotation, molecular function: cyclin-dependent protein serine/threonine kinase regulator activity. The record is from RefSeq and is a predicted model, not a curated record.
AUUGAAAGGAGGAGGGAGGGAGCAAGGAGGAGGAGCGGCGAGGGAGCUAGGCGGAGGGAGGAGACCUAACUGCCUCGCCGGCUUGCGUCACGGCCUCAGAGCCCAGAAGAGCGGCUGGGGAGCGCGGGGACUGAAGGAGGACCGGCGCGGGCCAGGCUCGCCCACCGCAGCCCUCCGCCCUGCUCCUCCGGCCUCCGCCUCGCCGCCCCGUUUCCCCGUUCGAGCCCCCAUUCAGCCAGAGGAAGGAGGUAAGGGGAACUCUCUCCCCUCCCUCCUCGUAAAGCAUAAAAUAAAACUUCCGCAGCCCGGAGCGGGGCGCCAGGGCCUCCGCUGGCAUGGAGCUAUUGUGCUGCGAGGUGGACCCCGUGCGCAGGGCCGUGCCGGACCGCAGCCUGCUGGACGACCGCGUCCUGCAGAACCUGCUCACCGUCGAGGAGCGCUACCUGCCGCAGGGCUCCUACUUCAAGUGCGUGCAGAAGGACAUCCAGCCCUACAUGCGCAGGAUGGUGGCCACCUGGAUGCUGGAGGUGUGCGAGGAGCAGAAGUGUGAAGAGGAAGUCUUCCCCCUGGCCAUGAACUACCUGGACCGCUUUCUGGCCGGGGUGCCCACCCCGAAGACUCACCUGCAGCUUCUGGGCGCCGUGUGCAUGUUCCUGGCAUCCAAGCUGAAGGAGACUAUUCCGCUGACCGCCGAGAAGUUGUGCAUCUACACGGACAACUCCAUCAAACCCCAGGAGCUGCUAGAGUGGGAGCUGGUGGUGCUGGGCAAGUUGAAGUGGAACCUUGCUGCUGUCACCCCACACGACUUCAUUGAGCACAUCCUCCGCAAGCUGCCCCAGCAGCGGGAGAAGCUGUCGCUGAUCCGGAAGCAUGCGCAGACCUUCAUCGCUCUGUGCGCCACCGACUUCAAGUUUGCCAUGUACCCGCCCUCGAUGAUUGCAACUGGAAGCGUGGGGGCGGCCAUCUGCGGGCUGCAGCAGGACGAGGAAGUGAGUUCCCUCACGUGUGACGCGCUGACAGAGCUGCUGGCCAAGAUCACCAACACCGACGUGGAUUGUCUCAAAGCCUGCCAGGAGCAGAUCGAGGCCGUGCUGCUCGACAGCCUGCAGCAGUUUCGUCAGGAGCAGCGCGACGGAUCCAAGUCCGAGGACGAACUGGACCAGGCCACCACGCCCACCGAUGUGCGGGACAUCAACCUGUGAGGACGCUGCGGCCGGCGCCGUCUGCUCUCGCCUUUCUGAUGUUUGGUUCUUUUGUGUUUUAGGAUGAAACUUUAAAAAAAAAUUCUGCCCCACCUAGAUCAUAUUUAAAGACCUUUUAGAAGUAAGAGAAAAAGGUCCUAUAAAAAUGGAAUAAUUAAAAGCAUUUGGUGCCUAUUUAAAGUACAACAUAAGGGAAUCCCUUGUAUAUUCGAAGUUACUGUUUGAUUAUGUAAAAGUGAUAGUAAAAUGCUUCAAGAAAACCUGCAGAGUAGCUAGAAGACAAGCACACCUGCAAUAUGGGAACCAGUUAGGGGAGACUCUGUUUUUGAUGCUGUUGAACUAGCACCUAGGCCCCUUUUAGAAUAAUUGCAAGAAAUGUUUAUGCCAUCCAUGGCAAGAGUAGAUUGCAAAGCAAUGAACUCGAGGAGGAAUUAGAAGCGAGGAGGGAAGCGGGGGAGUACAGACCUGUCCGCGUGGCAGCCGUGUGUGUGAAGCACCUUCCUGCAGAGCCGUGUGUACCAGGCAGCGUGUCGGGUUUGGCCGGGGCCUCUGAGCCUGUACUCGUGCUGCAGUAGCUGCUGCCUGGAAGGUGUGGUGUUGUGCCAGUGGGCCACGGGUGAUUGGCUCCUGGGUUUUCCUGUUUGGGGACUUCCUUCUUCUUCCAAACCUGGUUCAUUGCAGGCACCCCUGCCGCGUAGUUAGCUAAUGGGGAAAUGUAGCUGUGGGCUGUGGCCAAAACUCUGAAGUGGAGGCAGACAGAAAGCAAGGCUGGGACCUGGAGUGGAGUCUCCUCUUCUGUAAGGGAGGGUGAGGUGACCUUGCAACCCUCGGUUGGGAAAAAUUACUUUUUGGUGCUGAUUGGUGUGCCUGGCCCAUGGCGUAGCCUUGUUAUAAACCAUUCCAUUCGAAAAAGCACUUUGAAGCAUGGUUCCCGAGGGUACAUGGGGUGGUUUAUGCAAAUCUCGCUGAAUACUCCUUCCCUCUUCACCCCUCUGCUUCUUGGCCCGGGUCUAGUCUGUUCACUUCCGGAAUCGGACAUCACUGGUACAGAGCUCUGGAGUCCCCUCCCGGGCUCAGGAGAUGUCCUUGCCGCUGACCUUCCCACCACGACGUCCCCAGACCCUCCUCAGCUCUAUUCCCUUUGUCACUCCUGGAAGGAUCUGAACUCCCAUGGUAGCCUUCUCUUCGGGACGUGGAAAGAAAAGCGACUGCUGGUGCAGCGGCAGGGGACAGCAGUGCGGCACUUUGCCCCUUUCCUUGUUUUGUUCAUCUUACUGCAGUUGUGUUCAUUGUACUUGAACUUCCUUUUCUCGGCGCGUCUUAGAGGCAUUUGGUUAGAGGUUGGAGCCACGAUUUUUUUUUUUUUUUUUUU